GUUUAUCUUUUUCUACUAUUUUAUUAUUUUAUCGAUUAUGGUAGAGCUUUGGAGAAAAAGAAAGCUUCUUAGUAACUUCACCUUCGUGCAGUCUCCAAGAGAAAAGAAAAACAGUAAAAGAUGUUUUUUUAAAAUAACUAAUACUUGGAGGAUUUUGUAUUCAAAGCUGGUCAUCAUUGAAUGCCAAUUCUGGCCAGAGAAAAACAAACAUAAAAAGAAAGAGAGAGAGAGGCAAUUAACAUGUCAAGACAAAAAAAAAGAUCACAUCAUGGGCAUAACAUGCAUGAAUUCAAAAAAACAACCAUACAUCAAGCUCCCCAUGCUUCCUUAUAUAUAAAUACGAACUUCUACUCGGUAAGUUGUAAUAGUAUCAAGGGAGGGUCCCUAUAGAAUUUAUUAGGUUUUAUUAAAUUUUUUCCUUGUUUUCCAUGUUGUUUUGAAAGCUCAUGGCAUGCUUAGACAUGUAUAAUUCGGAGCACAAAGGUCAUCAUCAUCACUGCCCCCCAAUGAGUCCAAGAAUCUCAUUCUCAAAUGAUUUUGUUGAGACUCAGCAGGUUAUGAAGCAAGAGAGGAACUCAAGGGAGGCUCCAGUGUCGUCAGACUUUGAAUUCUCAGUAUCUAACUACUCCAUGAUGAGUGCUGAUGAGCUUUUCUUUAAGGGUAAGCUUUUGCCAUUUAAAGAUAAUUGUAACAAUCAAAUGCAAAGGACUUUGAGGGAAGAGCUUCUUGCUGGAGAUGAUGAUGAUAAUAAUGUGACACGAACGCCUCCUAAGGGUUCCACAAGGUGGAAGGGAUUUCUGGGGCUCAAGAGAACCCACAUUGGUUCCAAAAAAGCUGAUAAGAUUAAUGAAGUGUCCAUGGAGAGAAUGGGUGACAAUAAAAGGUUUGCUUUUGUUCAUGAGGACACCCAAGUCGUCAAAACUUCACAGGAACUUUUGACUGAAGGAGGGUCAGGUUGCAGGAAUGUGGAGAUUGGAAUAUAGUUACAUUUCUUGAAGGGCAUCAUAACUUGUAGAAAUGUGGAGUAUUUUUUUUUAAAGGAAGAUUGGAGGGUGGCUUUCUUUUCUUUUCUUUUUCUUUUUUUUGAAGAUCUAAAUUAAUUUGUAAUAGUGGGGUUGGUUUGAUUUUUUUUUCUCUGCUUCAUUUGGGAUUUUACUGUUCUUAUUUUUCUUUUGUUUUUUAAUCUCUUAGGAUUUGGUUGUUUAGCUGUUCCUUUGUACAAAAUGUUUUAGUGUAAUGUUCAGCAACUGAUAGAUCUGUAUUAAGUCAUGUUUUUCUGGCUCGGAUCUACUAAUGUAAUUUCCUCUUUGAUUUGGA
Messenger RNA from Gossypium raimondii (Peruvian cotton), 1317 nucleotides. RefSeq lists its product as uncharacterized. The coding region runs from base 447 to 983 and encodes 178 amino acids. The record is from RefSeq and is a predicted model, not a curated record. The transcript has 2 exons. NCBI's taxonomy places the organism in Eukaryota, Viridiplantae, Streptophyta, Magnoliopsida, Malvales, Malvaceae.